Molecule: messenger RNA, 2597 nt
Organism: Athene cunicularia (burrowing owl)
Lineage: Eukaryota; Metazoa; Chordata; Aves; Strigiformes; Strigidae
Gene: TLCD2
Product: TLC domain containing 2
Exons: 4
Coding region: 983-1816 (277 amino acids)
Biological process (GO): plasma membrane organization; phospholipid homeostasis; membrane assembly
Cellular component (GO): plasma membrane
Source: RefSeq, a predicted model, not a curated record
UCUGCAGCACGAACAGAUGCUUCUCUAUCUGUUGGGACUAUCUCACUCCGUUGCUUCAGAUCUGACUUAAUAGCUCUCCUCCUCAGUGUCCCUUCCAUCAGCAUAUUGCUUGUUGAUGUUUUAGUGUCCAUCACCCCAGCCAGGGCAGAAACUGAGAGCUCAGGCUCCACACGUUUCUGUUUCAGCAAAGAGAAAGUAGAAUAUUUCAUCCAAAAGUAAUACCUCAAAGGAAAGGCAGAGUUUGACAUUAAUCAGUGUGUACACAGCGACGCACCCCAUCUGCAGAAGAGAAGCAAGGUCUGAGCAGCCGUCACGUUUCUGGUGGAGACAUCAAAAAGCAACAGGGGAGACAUCAAAUUAGAUGAAGCUGGAAAAGCAGCGUAGUUGUAGGAUGGAACUAAAGAAAUCGUGGGUACAGGAUCCUGAAUUCCCACAAACCCCCAGCAGCAGAGCUGGGGUAUCCCAGACAUCGGGGAGCUCCUCUCAGGACCAGGCAGGGGAUGGAAGACAACCAUUCUGUGGGCAAAGAAUUUUUUUUUGGCAGGGUAACUGGACCUUUUUGUUUGCUUGACGUGCAAUCUGAGCCAGCAGCUGUGUCUGCGUGGUCCUUACCCAGGGUGGGGGCAGCUCCUUGGCACAGUGCAACGGUGCAAGACCCUCACUGGCAUCAUGUGCCGGGGAUGCUCUGGGGGACAGGACCACCGACCGCAGCACCUCACGGGUGAGGUGUUUGGCCACCCGGUGCCACCGAGGUGGAGGAGGAACCUCGGGGGAGGGAGGAAAGUGUCCCCAGCUCCAGCACAGCAACGGGACACCCAGGCCUGCGCUCCGUGGCACGCUUACAGCUGGCUUUUGGGCUGGCCAUUGUUUCUGCUGUGCAAUGCAGACCCGGGGUGCCCAUUUCCCAUUCCCCCCCUCUCCCUGAGUCACACGCUCCGAGGGGAAGCACUGCCCCUGGGUGUCUGCAUCUCUGCGUGGGGGCAUGCGGGAAGGGCCAGUGCCAGCAGCGGGGCGGCCCCCGCAGCCGCCCUGGCCCUUCCCUGUGGGACGAUGCUCGCUGUUCCCCCGCCCCGGGGGCCAGUGGAUGCCCAUGGCUUUCAGCCGAGGGUUGCUGUUGGUGGCCGGUUCUUUCGCCGCCUUUCGCCUGCUAAACCGGGGACUGGAGCGACUGGUGCCGCCGCCGCCCUCGGCCUGGCGCAACCGCUGGAAGUGGCGCAACAUCUGGACAUCGCUGGCACACAGCGUGCUCAGCGGCGGCGGGGCGCUGGCCGGGUUCUGCCUCCACCCUGUGCUGUCUGAGGACCUGGUGAGCACGCACCCACCUGGGGCACACAGCCUGGUCGCCGUAUCUGUAGGUUAUUUCCUUGAAGACUUUGUGGACAUGUUGUGCCAUCAGAAACUUCACCAGUCCUGGGAGCUGCUCUUCCAUCACUCCGUGGUGAUUGUCUGCUUUGGCAUUGCAGUGCUGCUCCAUCAAUAUGUUGGGUUUGCCCUCGUGGCUUUACUGGUGGAGAUUAACUCCAUCUUCCUCCACCUGCGGCAGAUCCUGCUCAUGGCUGACCUGAUGCACACCACCUGCUACCGCCUCAACAGCAUCGUCAACCUGGGCACCUACGUGGUGUUUCGCAUCACCACGCUGGCCUGGAUGGCUCACUGGCUUUUUCUCAAUCGGGAGAAUGUGCCCCCAGCAACGUAUGCUGUAGGCACAGUGGGCAUGGCAAUCAUGACGCCCAUGAACCUCAUCCUCUUCUACCGCCUGCUGCGUAGUGACUUCUUCAAAUCCGGCCAGGACGUGCAGCGGGAGAAGGAGGAGUAGCCCCCUUCCCCGCAGGGUCAGGGGGGUGAGCAGCCCUGAGCCCACGGAGGAGGACAGCAAAGCGUGGUGGAGAGUGAACGUGGCUGUUCCAGUACCUUGCGUGGAGGGUCCACGCUAACAGAGCAUCUGGGCCUUUCUUGCGGCUGCAGAUCCCGGGCCCUGUGCAGCAGAGAAGGUGCUCACGGACCAGGCCCUGGGGCUCUGCUCCCCCUGCCCCUUUGGAUGACGUGGUCAGAUGACUGGGAGCUGCUCAGAGAAGCCUCAACAGCUCUCACAGCUCCCCGAGGCACCGCUGACAUGAGGAGGGAGCAGAAGAGCACUGUUUCCCCACUGCUCCUCUGGACAUCCAAACACCACAGCAGUUCCAACUGCUUCCUCAUGAUUUCCCUCUCCAUCUCCAGCUUUUGUGCAGGUGUGAUGGCUCCAAGGUUGGUGCUCUGGAAUGACCUCCUGCAGUGUACUGCCAAUGCAUCAACGUAACAAGACUUGUGUUCCUCUCAGCUCCAGUGCUGAUAUUUUACCUGUUUGUCUCAGCUUCAGCACUAAUAUUAGCACAUCCCUUGUGAUAAACAACUUUGACUUUUCCAUACUCUUUCAGUGGUCUGGAUCUUUCUUCCCUCUGUGUUGUGUCUACAGUAACAGUGGAGGUCUCUGUGGCUUCAACCUUUACAAUAAAUUGGAAUUAAAAACCCCAAACCCUCAUUUCUAAGCCCGUUAACUGAUUAAUUGUCUAGACAGUAAUUGCUCAAUUUCAGUUUGAUCUAUAUUCCUUUAGCUAAGG